Messenger RNA from Chara braunii, 3769 nucleotides. NCBI's taxonomy places the organism in Eukaryota, Viridiplantae, Streptophyta, Charophyceae, Charales, Characeae. The record is from the annotation of a GenBank genome assembly.
GCUAUAAUGACUGUGUGUUCUAUUGGUGGAAGACGGUACCACGUUCUGCUCCGCUUUUGGUGUCCUCUGCUCUAAUUUAUCCACAAUGGUGAAUUCUCAAGAAUCCUCGCCUGAUCGGCUGCUGCACGAUUUCCAGGCGCCAGCUUCUGCACCUGUACAUACCUCGCCAUCAGUGCUUGGCUCAUAUGACGUGCCCUCUGCAAGUGCAGAGGGAGAAAACAAGGAAAAUAAAAGCCGACAGGAAGAAGGGAGCGAGAGGAAAGAUGUAGGCAGUGACGACGAUGAGCCACUGAGAAAGCUUAAGCGGAAAUCGUCUUCACUAGGCAUCAAAACAAGUGGACAGAAGAAGACUCUUGUCGUGAGUGUAGCAACGGCGAAACCUAUGGUGAAGGGAAGUUUAAUGAGCAAUGCAGAAGCAGGGAUGCCGAAAAGGACAAGAAUGGAUGUCGGACGUGACAGUGACGUGGAUGAAGACGAUUCAUUGGAGAAGAAGAAGAAGAAGAAGAAGACUGUGCAGAGGGAGGAUGAGGAAUCACGGAACAGACAGCAUGAAGAUCCCAAGGUUGCGAAGAGGAAGAGGCUUGAAGUAAGCAGCAGAGGGAGAGAAGAAGGGGGAGGAGGAGAGAAAGAGGAAGGCCACGGGGUGUUGUCAGCAGCAGAUAAGAGAUUCGGAGCGGAGGUGAAAAAGGGGGUGACCUCCCAGGUAGGUGAGGGGAAGAAUGGUGGAGGGAGGGGGGAACCAGGUCCAGGCCCUGUGAUUGUACAGAAGAAACAGUUGGGCCUGGAAUCUUUGAAUAAGCAAUUUGGCACCAAGUGUGCUGGAUCUUCUCUGCAACACACUGAGAAGACGAAGUUGAACCCGAGUGUGAAAAAGGAGUCGUACUGCAGUGUGACUCACAAUGCGGCUGUAGCCGUUCUGAGGUAUGAUGCAGAAAGCAUGGUUUCUUCUGCAGUUGGUGGAAUGUCGGUAGAGGUGGUGGUGAAGAGCGAGCCCUUUGAGGACUACGACUGGCACAGCAUGGUUUCUGCAGCUGCUAGAAUGGAACAAGAGGUGGCAGUGAAGGUGGAGCCUCAUGCGGACGCGAACGAGGGGAUAAAGGAUGCAAGAGAGGAGGGUGCAAAAAAGAGGAUAAAGGAUGCAAGAGAGGACGGUGCAAAGCACGCAGAAAAGGGGAUAAAGGAUGAAACAGAGGGGGGUGGAAAGGGUGCGGAAAAGGGGGUUGCAAAGGGAGCCACCAAGGAAGCAGAAAGGGGAUUGCAAAAGAGCAAAGGCGGUCAGAAGCCGGUGCAUAAGGAGUGGGAAAGUGGAAGGGACAGGGAAUGGACAAAAGAGAUGAGGACAGGAGGAAAAAGGGAUCCAGAAGAAAUGGGGCUGAAAAAAGGGGAGGGGGAGGCUGGGAAGAAUUUUGAGACAACGGCCGAUGCCGAUGUGAUGGUGGAAAAAGAUGAAGGAGAUGAGGGAAAUGAAAAAGAGGAUGGAGCCAAGGGAGCAGAAAGCACAGAGGACCUCCAGAAAAAGGGGAAGUUGAAAGUUUUGUCGAGGCUCCCAUUGGUGUUACCAGAUAAACUCUCAAGACUGAAGGUUCUCGUGGAGUGUGAUGGUGAUGCUGCUGAUCUUGACCUGAGCGGCGAUGUCGGUGCCGUCGGCCGCCUUAUUGCCCGCAGAGAUGCUGGGGAGGACGGCCAAAAUAAUCAGACCCUCCUUUUGGACAUCAAGGGUACUGUGUACAAGGCGUCAAUUGUGCCAUCUACCACUUUCUUCACCAUAAAUCCUGGACCAACAGAAGCCAAAGUUGAUGCGGUUAUGAAUGACUUUAUGAUCCUUCAAAAAGAAGCAAACAUAAUCAAUGCUGAAGCAAUGAUCGAAGACAUCUUCUGGCGGCUACCGCUCCUGUUACUAGCAUCUCUUCUGCUGCUUCUUCUCGUGUUUUUGCGCGCCUUCGUCGUGACGCGGCCUCGUGGGCGUAGACAGAGACGACAAGUGGAUAGGAAGACGACGAUGGACAGGCGGGACAGCUCCGUCGGACAGCAGAGACGUGUGAUGGAUUUCUCCAUUCCAGAUCGGCCCCGGUCCCGCCAUCGACCCGCCGCAUAUGACCCGUCCUUGUACAGUCAUCUUCCACCACACGAACAGCCGCUACCGCCGGAUCCGGAGGACGCCUGGGUCGAGGAUCCGUCGCACACACUUCCUCUGGGGAGUGGAUCUACGCAGGAGUGGACGAGCAGGCAGUGCCAGCAGAGGGAAGCAGGGACCACGCGCGAGUCGUUCACCGCAUUGCUGGAGGAGGGUGUCGACAACGCCGCCACGGAGCUUGUGGACUUGGAUUUCGGAUUGUGCAGCGGGAGUGGUGCAAGUGGUCCGAUCCACGGCGGAGGGGUGGUGGGAUCGCUGACGUUGGGAGGAGGAUCGUCCCGUGUCGGUGGGUCGACAAAUGGGUGUCGUCCACCGGUCCCGAGUUCCAUGGGCGCCGGGCCACUUGGCGAGUCGUCAAGGGCAGUGACACCCAUCCGCCCGUCGGUGUCUUCGCCUACAAUGCGGCAGAGGGCGACCGCGAGUGCUGCAAUCAAUGAUGGGACUCCACCGGAAGACAUCGGGAGGCAGGCGUGGGAGAACUGCCGUCUACAGAUGCGGCGUGCUGCCACGGAGAACAUAACCACCAGUGCGUCCAGGCUUCGUGUGGGGAGCGACGUGGAUGCGGACRAAAGCCGUCGGGCGAGUGGGGACGAGUCUCCGGAUUCCCGUUACGAAGAGGACGCGGAAGACGGUGAGGGGCUGGAGAUCAGACCCGUGGCUGCUCGUGGUGGACGGAGGGGAGGACGCGGACAUCAGCAGAGGGGCGAGCCGCGUGGUGGCCGAGGAUCGAGGGCUCCUGUGGGCAAGCACCCAGCUUGGAGUGUGGAGGAGAUGUUGAAGCUCGCUCGAGCGAAGCGGGAUCAGCAAGCUCAUUUCGAGGGAAUGCCACACAACUACGGCCGCAUGCGCAACAGGGAGUGGAAGCUGCUGGACCUGCAGAAGCGGCUGGCGGAGGUCGGAGUGGACAGGACAACGGACGACAUAGGGAAGAAGUGGGACAACGUCUUCCAGCAGUACAAGAAGGUGCAGCGUUACCAGAACAUGUCCGGUGGGAAGAACUUCUUCACAUUAUCUCCUGCAAUGAGAGCGGACGAGGGUUUCAACUUCCGAAUGGAUGAGCGAGUCUUCAAUGAGAUCGACAUAAUGUCGAAAAAUAACAAGACCAUCUACCCGGACAACGUGGCAGACACGAGCGCACGCGGAGGAGUGCCGGCAGCAAUGGAUGGUCACCGCCAGGCGGCUGUUGGUGGAGAGUCCUCUGGUGGUGGAGAGGGGGUUGAUGGCGUUGACGAAGAUGCGGGUUCAGCGCGGGAGACGGGGUUCAGUGCAGGGAGCACGGGCACUCCAGCGAAGAGGAAGAACAUGCGGCAGCAGACCUUUGACGUCAUCGUCGAUGUCAUGGACAAACACGGUUCAUUGAUGGCGGACACGGUAGAGGGUGCGAGCAAACGACAGUGUAGCAUCCUGGAGCGGCAGUGUGACAUCCUCGAUCGGGAGGUUGAAGCCCAAAAGCGCCAGUGUGACAUACUGGAGAGGCAUUACACGGCGUCCGAUGAGGCGAACAAGAUGAUGUGCACAUCGUUGAUGGAGAUUGCCAGAGCGAUAAGGGAUAGAUCUUGACGCCGUUGGCGUGAGGUUUGUCAAGCCGUUGAAGUGGAAUCGCCCGCCAUCUCGCCCGUCGCGAAAUGUGGUGUC